AAAAAAUUAACAAAAAGUUACAUCCGAAAUUUUUUUUAAAAAAACUAAAUUAAUGUAUUUUUAGUUUUAAAAUGUUAUGUCCAAAAUUAGUUAAUUAGUUAUGAUAUUAACUAUUCAAUCUAUUAAAAAUAAAAAUUAGUUAAUUGAAAGUUAUAUUUUUAAAUAUAAGAAACUUGAGAAAUGAAAAUUUUAAUUUUUUUUCAAAAUCUAAAUAUCCGAACCAGAUCCAAAAUAACCGAAUCCGAACUGAAAAUACCCGAACCCGACCCGAAGUACAGAAAUACUCGAACGGGUUCUACACCUCUAUACCGAAAUACCCGAAAAUCUGAAAUACCCGACCCGAACCCGAACGGGUACCCAAGGCUAAACUAAAUCGAUAAUUAUUAUCCUCUAGCUAUAUAUGGUCUUAACGAAAUCGACAAUAGUUUUGGGCUUGUCUACAUAAGCGAUUGAUUAAAAUAAAUGAAAAAGAAAAAUUCAAAAAAACGAGCCAAUAGAAUUAUAACAUUUUUCCUGAGAAACUCUAUAUGAGUGUCAUCUCAGCAGAAAUCACUAAAGUGACUUCUCUUUUAAUGUAUAGGGGGAUUCCUCAUGUUUUUCUUUGAGAAUAAGUAUAGAUGGUUAUUAAUAUUUAUGAUAUGUUUUUUAUAUUUUCUUCCUCCGUUCCAAGAGAUGAAAUGUUGCAUAUUAAUAAGAACUUCAACCAAACAACAAGAAAAUAAAGUUUUCAACUGAUAAUUUAACAAGAUUUCAAAAUUUUCUAAUUUUUAAGAAGUUGAAAAUAGUACCAAAAUUGUUUUUGUACCAUAUAUUUUAUGAUUUAGCACUUUUGUUAAGUCUUGAGAUCUCGUAACAAUUACAAAGAAUUAUUUCAUCUCGUAAGACAUAUAGAUUCCUCAUGUUAUCCUUUGAGAAUAAGUACAGAUGGUUAUUAAUAUUUAUGAUAUUUUUAUAUAUUUUCCUCCUCCGUUCCACUGGUUCCAAGAGAUGAAAUGUUGCAUAUUAAUAAGAACUUCAACCAAACAGCAAGAAAAUAAAGUUUUUCUUUGUAUUGGAGAUGGAAGAUUCAACUAUAAGAGAUGGAAUAUAUAUAUAUAUAUAUAUUAUUUUUUUGUAAGUUCAUAUAAUAAUCAGUAACAACUAACAAAUUAUAUAAGAUAUAUUUGAUAUAAAUUUCAUAAAAUCUAUACAAAAUAUUUAUUAAAUCUAGUAUUUUUUUUUAAAAAAAUUCUCAACUCUUAAAUUUUUUAAAACCAUCAAAAUCCACAUAAAUUCUGCGUCCAAUAACCCUUUUAAAUUGUCAAUUUCCUUUGUGCCAAGAUACAAUAAUAAUUUCGUUUCACUUUGGGAUCUACUAUAUUGGAGUUAAAUUCAUGCAUUUUCUCAUUAUUUGAUGGGAAUAUAUAGAGAUUAAUGAUACUCAGAUUUUUAUUGAAACCAUCAAAUCCAGUUAUCAGUUAUAUAAUAAAUUAAAAAUUAGACAGAAAACAUCAAUUAUUAGUUUGACCUUAAGUAACUUAAGCAAGAAAUUAACACAAAAAAACUUAAUUCUAUGUUCAUGUGUGUGUUUUCUUUUCCUUAAUAACCAAAUCUCUCUUUUCUUAUUUCAUCAAUCUGUUUCCAUAUAAAAAGAAAAUAUAAUCUCGUCUAGGAAGACAAUCUUUUGGUACAUAUAUUAUUUUUUCUCUUCAUCUUCUGCCGAUUUCUUUGUCUUCUUAUUUUAUAUUUAAUUUCUCCGAGAAUUCUAAGUUGAUAGUUUCUCUAGCAACAAUCCAAAGGUAUCGUUUCUCUGACUUCUUGCGUUUUGGUUAAGUUUGUGUUGGUUUGAAGUUGAAACUGCUAAUUAGGGGUUAAAGCGUGUAGAGUAAGUUAGUUCUCUGCGGUACUGUAGAAUUAGGUCGUUGUCCUCAAAACUUUGACCAGAACGCAAUAUUAGAUAUAAAGAAAUUAAAAUCAUUCAACGAUCAGAUUAUUUUGUCUUUUAGGUAUUGAUGUGAUUGAUGGUUGACGAGGAUUAUAUAUCUUGAUUGAGAACUCUUGCAAGUCAACACUUGUCCUUCUUUGGGUGUAGAUUCUUUCAGUUAAAACCAUGUUUUGAUGUUGGAAUGAAGAAUAGAAUGUUUGAGUCAUCUUUUUGGUAGAUUCUUUUGUCUACAGAUUUGUUCUUUAAUAAUGAUUUCAAGUUCUACAAUAUGAUCAUGAUUAAUAGAUAGAUAAUUAGAUAUUGUUACUGAUUAAUCACACUCUUCUGUCAUUAGAUUCUGUGAUGAUGGCUGUGGAGAAUAGCUCAGAGAUCAAAAACUGUGCAAUGGCUGAAGAGAAUAAUACUUCAGAGGUCAAAGAGAUUGAUACAAAUCCUCAAGAGAUGAUGAUGUCUGAAGAAGGUUCUGUAAGAAGAGUUAUUGUAAAGGAUGUGGGAAACGUGGAAGAUGUAGCAUUGAAGGAUCAAGAAGAGUGUGUAUCAAAGACUAAAGAAGUGCCUAAGCCACCAAGUGUGAGCUUGAGACGUCAUUCAACUGGAGCGAUAGGUACACUAGGAGGAGGUAAACUGGAGGUUAAGUCCCGUUACCGCGGGAAUCAUCAUGUGCCCUCAACUCAUGAUCUCUGUAAACACGGGAAGGCCCAUGAUCAUCGUGAUGAUGCGGUGAAACCAUGGAAGGUGGUGAGGAGAAGAGCAAGUGUUGAAGGCUCGGAGGCGGAUAAAGUUGAGACUACUUCAGGUUUGAGAAGGAUGUCAUUGGGAAGUACCAAACCUGAGAGUUCUGCGGUUGCAAAGAGAGAUGCAUUGGCUGUGAAGAAAAAAACAUGUGCUUCUGUGAACUCAGAAACAUCUAGCGUUAAAGGAGGUAGCGAGAUGGCGAGAUCUGUUGAUGGUUUAAGCGUUAGAAGCAAUGAUAAACCUCGGAAGCAGAACAAGGGAACCGAGAGUACUGUGACUGGUGGUGGUUCAUCUGUUGUUAAAAAGGUUGCUGGCUUAGGAAGUGAGAAGUCAAGUUGUAAGGUUUAUACUCCAAAGAAUAAAGAGAAGGCAAAGACUCAGACAAUAAGUGGUGAAGAUGUAAAAGAGAAGACUGUGUGUGUUGUCGAAGCUAGCGUCAAAGGUGUUCAGAGCGAGAAGAAAAACAUGAGAAGUAGACUAAAAAUCUUGGCUACUCCUACUAAACGUGGUUCUGCAUAUCAUACCUCUUUGACUAAGAGGAAAGAAAGUGGUGAUGCAGACCUUUUAGCAAAGAAGAUUAGGCCUACUAAGAAGACAGGUGUAAAGGUUACUCUAGGGAAGCAGCUGAGUUUCAAUAAAGGGAAGACUCUUGAACCAAAACUACUUGAGGAUCAAGAAACCCAAAGCGAAGGAAGGAAGAAGAAUCUGAAAGGUAUUGUUGGUGAGACUAAAAGCGUUUCUUGUGAAGGAAGUAAACGUGAGAAGGUUGUUCUGAGGCGUAGAAUGGUAGAAGGGAAGAAGAAAAGGAUGACACUGUUCAACAGUGUGAUUGAGGAGACAAUGAAUAAGUUGAUAAAGGUGAGGAAAACCACCAAAGUGAAAGCUCUUACUGGUGCUUUUGAAUUUGUAAUCUCUCUUCAGGACACUAAGACACCUCACAGCAAGGACGUGACAUCAGAGUCUAAGGUUUAAUCCUUUUGGUUCCAAACAGUGAAAACAAAACAUACCCAAGCACUUAUGUCUGUGCAUAUUUUUAGUUGGCUUGUUGCUGCUGUUCUUAAAAUUACAAAAUGACUUCUUCUUUUUUUUGUGCAAACAUCAAAAUGACUUAUUAAUGUAUUUUGACAAUAACUGAACUGAAGAGGAAGUUGUAAAGCUU
Brassica napus (rape) is the source of this 3818-nucleotide messenger RNA. RefSeq lists its product as uncharacterized. Lineage: Eukaryota; Viridiplantae; Streptophyta; Magnoliopsida; Brassicales; Brassicaceae. Gene Ontology annotation, molecular function: calmodulin binding. The transcript has a single exon. Bases 2267 to 3631 code for a protein of 454 amino acids. The record is from RefSeq and is a predicted model, not a curated record.